Olea europaea var. sylvestris is the source of this 3534-nucleotide messenger RNA. RefSeq lists its product as uncharacterized. The transcript is spliced from 2 exons. The record is from RefSeq and is a predicted model, not a curated record. Lineage: Eukaryota; Viridiplantae; Streptophyta; Magnoliopsida; Lamiales; Oleaceae. Bases 878 to 3184 code for a protein of 768 amino acids.
AAAAAUUGCUGCAUACAGUUGAAGUAAUAACUUCUAAAUAAACCCUUAUUUCUAUUAAUUGAUUUUCUAGUUGACGGCCUUUUCUUGCCGGCGUUAGCCGCCGGAAAAAUCAACUUGGAUGGUUUCUACUAUAUAUCACUUCGUUAAGCAAGAUCUAACAAAUUUUCAGUGGAUCUGAAGAAAAUUGAAGGAUCAGAAAAUAUUUUGGUGGUUUGGGUUCGAAGUGUUACUUAGUGUGAUUCAAAUCUGAGCAAGUUACGAAAGUGUUCAAUUUUUAGCAGAAACAACGAGAUAAUGAUUUUCCUUCAUAAAUUCUAAUGCUUUGAAUUUGUGUUGGCUUAGAUCUUUGCUCAAUACGAACGUCAUGGUUGAAUUUGAUUUUUCUUUUCUUAUAUUCGUUGGAUUGAACUUGAAAUUGUUUGACUAUCAUGCAGAGGUAAGUGUUCCUUGAGAAAAUGAAUUUUUAAGUAUGAUUUCUUGCCUGAUAUGUUCUGGACUGUAUAAAAGAAGCUCUUAUGAUGGUUUUUAAACUAGGCUUUUAGUAUCUGGUGCACGGUUGAGCUUGAAAUUGAUCUACAUUUUAUUACGAUUAAGUUAAAGAUUGUUGUUUUAUAUAUCAAUCUACUUGCUAUAUAAAUUGAAAAUCAAUUUAUUUGAUGAGAAUAUAAUCACUUAGGUUAUCAAACUGAAUUAGUUGUGUAAUGAAAGUAUUAAUGGUAGAUUGCAUAAAGUUCAGGAAAGAUGAAUAAUGUUUUUAUUUGAAAAUGUGCAGACUGUGUUACCAUGGCUAGUUUGAGUAUUGGACUCGGACAGUUACCCACUGUAUGCUGUUUGUAGUUUGCAUUCAAGAAUUUGGGUUUGAUUUCAGAAAUUUGAGAUGGAAUCAAAUUUAAAGGAAGCGCUCAGGUUUAAAGCAAAUGCUGAGAAGAAGUUUGCAGAGAGAAAUUUUGUCGGUGCAAGGAAUUAUGCUUUAAAAGCUCAGAUGUCCUGUCCUGAACUGGAGGGCGUUUCUCAAAUGGUGGCAACUUUUGGAGUUUACAUUGCUUCAGAGGCAAAAAUUAAUGGAGAAUUUGAUUUCUAUUCAAUUCUUGGAAUGGAUCCAUCCGCAGACAAGUCUAAGUUGAAGAAACAGUACAAGAAGAUGGCAAUGUUGCUUCAUCCUGAUAAGAACAAAACUGUGGGUGCUGAUGGGGCUUUCAGACUCGUGUCAGAAGCAUGGAAACAUUUAUCCAAUGGUGUUAAAAGAAGCUCUUACGAUCACAGGAGAAAUUUGUACGCAAGCCACGCUACUGGGGCUGGUGGUUAUGACACUUAUUCCAAGCUUGCAGUUUCUCAUAGCAGACUUGACACGUUUUGGACCGUAUGUACCACCUGUCACGUUCAAUAUGAAUAUCUUCGGAAAUAUGUGAACAAACGGCUUUCUUGUAAGAAUUGUCGUGGUAUCUUCAUUGCUGUUGAAACUGGAGUAGCCCCGAUGAAUGGUUCUUUCUCUUAUGGUCCUAGCUCUUUUGCGUCUGAGAAUGGUUAUGGAAGUCAUGGUCGUGGAGCUGCAUACAUCCCAACCACCACUGGAUAUUGUGCACCUAAUGGAGUCUCAGGACAUCAUACUGGACGUGGAGCUGAGUAUGUUUCCAAUUUAUCAUUUCAAUCUAAUUCGUUUUCUGGGUGUUCUGUUGAAGUUUUAGAUCCUAAUGGUUCGUCUACAUCGUCCUUUACUUUUUAUCAAGCGAAUAAGAAGGCAAAUAAAAAAAAAGGUAAUGGAAACCACCACAUUGUAAAGGCUGCAAUUGAUAUUGUCUCCACCCCCGGUACUGAUUAUAACAAAAUAUCAAGACCGAAGCGUGGUAGACCUGCCAAGAAAAUAAAAGUAGAUAUGACGAGCAGUCAGGCUAAUAGACAUGAAGAACUGUCCAAAGAAACUGUUUUGGAAACAAAAAUGACCUCUGGAAAUGGGAACUUGAAGCAUAAUUCUAAACUUUACUCACCAUCUGAGACUUCAAUCAGACGCAGUUCAGCUGCCCCUACAUUUGAUGCUAGACAAUUGUUAAUUGACAAGGCAAGAUCAGAAAUUCGCAAUAAACUUGAAGAGAUGAGGUUGACUUCAGAAGCUGCAGCGUCAGAGGUUGUGAAGAAGAAUACGCAUACUGAAGUUGAUAAAUCCAGUGAAGCUGCCAAACUAUCUGGUUCAACUGGUACUGGCCGUCAAGCAGGACUGGAGAGAACUUUUUCAAUGUCAAUAACAGUUCCAGAUUCAGACUUUCAUGAUUUUGACAAGGAUAGAUCAGAAGACUGUUUUAAGCCCAAGCAGAUAUGGGCCCUCUAUGAUGAAGAAGACGGUAUGCCUCGCUUGUAUUGUCUAAUCCGUGAGAUCAUCUCAGUCAGUCCAUUUAAGAUACAUAUUGGCUACUUGAGCUCUAAAACUGAUAAUGAAUUUGGGUCAGUGAAUUGGUUGGAUUCUGGGUUUACCAAAUCUUGUGGAAACUUUAGGGUCUAUCAUUCAGAAAUUGUGGAGCAAGUCAACAUUUUCUCUCAUCUUCUUGGUAGAGAGAAAGCUGGUAGGGGUGGUUGUGUAAGAAUCUAUCCAAGAAGUGGUGACAUAUGGGCUGUAUAUCGGAACUGGUCACCAGAUUGGAACAGGACUACCCCGGAUGCAGUGAAACACCAGUAUGAAAUGGUUGAGGUUAUUGAUGAUUAUUCUGAAGAGCUUGGAGUUUGUGUUGCUCCUCUAAUAAAGCUAGUUGGAUUCAAGACGGUAUAUCAGAGAAACACCAACAAAGAUGCCAUUCGGUGGAUUCCAAGAAGAGAAAUGUUACGGUUUUCACACCAGGUGCCAUCUUGUUUACUUAAAGGCGUAGACAAUAAAUUGCCCGAAGGUUGCUGGGAUCUUGACCCUGCUGCAACUCCAGGCGACCUUCUCGAGGGAGAAACUGGAGCUCGUAAUGUAAUUCCUAAUCGGGUGCAGAACUCUUCCAAAGCUCCAGAUCAACAAUGUCUUGCGGAAACUUUAGAAUGGGAAGAAAAAUUCAGUAAAACAAAUAACUUCUCUGCAAGUCCUGAUGAUUGGUCCCCGGUAGUUGGCAAACCAUGCGUGGAAGAGAGUACUAGAGUGGAGCUUCCUCAAGUCGGAAAUUUCAUCAAAACUCCAGUUGAGCUUCUUCAGAUUGAAACCAGAGCAAAGACUUGACAAGAAUACUCAAGAAACUCCAAGCAAUCUCAGAAGAGCAUCUUAAAGUCAUGUACGUGACACAACUAAACAAAGCAGAGAGUGAAGUUUAAAGGUCCUUUAAGUUAUUCUGACAGUGCAGAAAUUGAAAAUGUACAGAUUUAAAUACAAAGCCUAGAAACUAUCCUGAGGAAUUUAGGUAAUUGAUGAUCAAAACUGAUCCAUACCCCUUGCCUUCCAUUGUUUUAGGUGGCGUAACUCUGUUGUGCAAUUUGUAAUGGGAAUUCUGUUGACUUCUGGUUUACAAAAAUGGUUCUUAUAUUUGAUCCUAACAAGUAGGUGACGUCGUGCUUGGAUUUUUUUAGGAUACA